ACACAAAAAUCAUAUCUCAUAAAAAGUUUAGGCCUAAGACAAAAAUUCCUCCAGAUAAAAAAUCAAACAAAACAGCCAUGUUCAAGGGAAACUACUCUAAUUUUUGUUUGGAAAGAUGGCUGCUGUUUUUGUUUACUAAUAUUUAUCUUAAACACAUUGUUUAAGGAAAGAUGCCUAUUUAAAAAAACAGAUUAAUUACAAGACAAAGAAAAAAUACAAAACAUGGCUCCCCUCAAGCAGAAGUCACGCUCUGAUAGAAAUGAUGGAGAUCUUACAAAUAGUCCUUGCAAGAGUCUCAAGUUCAGACUAUUAUCACUGUUGGUCUUAAUUAUUGGGCCACCUUUUCUUUUAUACCUGGUUCUUCGUUGUGUUAAGAAUCAGUGUGUGCUCUUCCAACUUCCUUUGGUUGUUCCAACUCACCUAAAUGCAUAUUUUUCUUCGUAUGCUGCUUUACUUGUGUUUGGAUUCAUAAUGAUUAUGCUUUUGAUCAGCUUUACAUCCAGACCUGCUUAUCUGAAAGAUAUGAAAGGAUUUGACCAGCCACAAGCAUCAACUGCUUUUGCCUCUUUAGUCUGCGCUACCAUGAUUAUGUUGAUACUAGCUUAUCUAAAACCAGAAUAUAUUAGAUUCUUAUAUGAAGAAUACUUGCGAAUGUUUGCAACAACUACAGCAUUCUGUAUUGGUUUUAGCUUUUUUGUAUUUACAUUAAAUUUCAUAGGAGUCCUGGAAAAAGACAGGGCUUUUUGCUACCCAAUGGCAUUUUUGUAUGGCUACAACACAAAUGUGAAUAUAAACCAUGUGGAGCUCAAGUAUUUCUUCUAUGUGCAUGUUGGAAUGGUGGCUUGGGCUUUGCUUGAUCUCAUAAUUUUUCUUGAUGCUUAUUUAAAUCAACCCUUUUCUUAUUCCGCGACCUUCUUGGCUUUUACACAAUAUGUUUUUAUAGCCCACACCUUACUUUAUGAGUCUUACUUGCGAAAGCGGCCAUUUGUUUAUACUGAAGGGCUUGGCUUUUUAUGGCUAAUGCAAGUCCUUAUGUACCUUCCUUUCCUGCACUCACUGCCAGUUUAUUAUGUUGCUACCAUGGAGAGUUCAUUAUCUUGGCAGGCCAUCUUAGCUGAUACUGUCUUAUUUAUUUUUGGUUUUGUUAUCAACAUAAGUUCCAUUCACCAGAAAGAAAAAUUUCUAAGUGAUCAUCAGUCUUACAGAAAUUUAAAAUCCAUUCCUGGCCCAGCUCACAGUGGAAAACGCUUGCUAGUCAGCGGAUAUUGGGGUGUUAUACAGAAGCCAGAUUACUUAGGUUACAUGAUCAUUUGGUUGUCAUGGACAAUUGCUUGUGGCUAUAGCUUACUGGCUAUUGCUGUGCUUUUAGUUGUGUAUGCGACCAUGUUUAUGUGGCUAAAAAAAAGUGCACAGUACAAGCUGGAAGUGUAUGGGCCUGCAUGGCAGAAGUAUGUCACCUUUGUUCCUUAUCAAGUCAUUCCGUAUCUUUUCUGAUGAACAGAAGAAGCAGUAUUUUAACAAAUGUGAUGCAUAAUUAAAAAAAAAUUUAAAAAUUGUAUGUGCUACUGGAUUGAACUCCUUCAUCAAGUUGAGAUCCACCUUGGCAGCGGACUUAUUUUCCAGAGCAAGUCAGGCUUGAUAUUUUCAUCUGUGUCAUUAUAACAUCUUAAAAGUGUUUCAUUUGUACCCAUUUGUAGUAUUGUUUACUUUGAAAAGCUAAACAAUGAAAUGUUUUGUAGGUAGGCUACUCAAAAUUUCAUCAAAAUAUUUUGCUUUGAAGAUUUCUUGUAUAUUAAUAUCAACAUAUCUGCCUUUUAAUUCCAUUAUACUUCUUUUGUAUUUAAUAAUACCAGUAAACAAUUCAUCUAAAUUAAAAUAUUUGCCUUUUUGUUCCAUUAAGGAACUUUUUGGUACAUAACAAUACUAGUACGAGUAUAAGUAAACAAUGUUAAAAUUUUUCAUUUUAUUCAUCUUGUAUUUACAACAGCAUAUAUACAAUAAAAUAUCUUUGGCAGAAA
Molecule: messenger RNA, 2018 nt
Organism: Physella acuta
Lineage: Eukaryota; Metazoa; Mollusca; Gastropoda; Physidae
Product: delta(14)-sterol reductase LBR
Biological process (GO): cholesterol biosynthetic process
Cellular component (GO): endoplasmic reticulum membrane; nuclear inner membrane
Molecular function (GO): Delta14-sterol reductase activity
Source: RefSeq, a predicted model, not a curated record